GGGUUUAUUGCAGAAUGUCCUCGUCCAACUCCUUUUAUUGUCAGUCAACAAAAUCUGAGCGCAUCAUCCUCGCGUGAUCAAUUUACAGCGCAAGACGGUUUGAUAACCGACGAUACGUUAACCGCCUGGUGCGCCUCUGUGAAAAACGACAAACAGUGGUUGCAAGUGGAUCUCCAAGAGGAGAAAGAUGUUAUGGCUCUCGCCCUGCAAGGGUACAACCAUUCCUGGGUGACAACAUUUUAUGUUCAGUAUAGCAGCGAUGGUAAAACGUGGUACUGUUAUGGUUCAGAAACUGGCCCCAAGGUAAAAGUUUUAUUCUAGUUCCUCCGUAAUAUUAAGGUUUUGACAAACGAUUAAAGGCGAGAGUCUGACUUUUUGGUCGUUGGGAAUUUUUUUCUGACAUAGAACAAAAAAAGCCUGCGAGCAAGCUCUCCGGGGCGCUCUGGCGACGGGGCGGGAAAAGGAAGGAGAGCUUGCAACUGUGUCUCUGGAAUUUGAAUUCCACCCCCAAUUUCUCUGUGGCUCUCUGUUGACUCGCCAAUCGGCGCGAAGCGGAAACGAGCGAGAAUGUGAGCAAAUAUUGAAAAACACGUGCCAAGGGUAUUGACGUCAUUACUUAUGUCAUCUGCGCCAAUCAGCAUUUCGCAUCGACUUAGUGGAGACGUAGUUGCAAGCUCUCUUUUCUUUCCCCGCCGGCCACCAGAGCGCCCCGGAGAGCCCACUCGCAGGCUCGACAAAAUUUGUCGAGUUUUUUCAAUUCUUUUAUCUUCAUUUUGAAGGAGGCGUGGAUAGGGGUAAUACGAAGAACUUCAACUGAGGAGAUAUAUGUCGCUUAAAAAAAAAAAAAAAAAAAAUGGAAUCCCAUCUUGUCCUUUUGGCAAGCAGCUCUCACAUUUUUUCGUGCCUGGGCCACUUCUUGCUUGUUUUAGUUAAAUAGUUAGAAGGUGACCUGCUUGGACCCUUGUCUUGUGGAUAAGUGAGCUUCAAAAGCCUUAAAAGCUGGAAAAUCUACUUUUCCCGGCGGACUGCACUUUUUUCGAGCCCUGACAUUUGGCGUAUGUCAGAAACUACUCAUACUGACCGACAGCUUUUCAAAUAAGAUGUUUCGUAUUAUAUUGUUGCCAUUGAAUUACCUAACAUUAUGUGGUGUAUCAAACUCGAGGUAAACAGUUUUUUUUAUCAUACACAUGUAUCAGGCGCCAAGAAGCGAAUUAAGAGGAGAUGUUAGGAUUAAGUUGUGAACCCAACCUCUUCCCAACCCCCCCCCCCAAAAAAAAGAAGACAAUAAAGAAAGGUGAAAAAUGCAUAAAAAUAAAAUAAAAAUAAAAAUAAAAUAAUAAAUAUUAAAAAUCGUAGUAAUAAUAAUAAUAAUUAUAUUAUCGAAUCUUAGACAGUAAGUUACAUUUGCUGGUAUAUCUUGCUGAUACACACGUUCUGAAAUUGAUUGUGACGUUCCUGUUUGCUGUUAUAGUUAUUUGAUGGAAACGAGAACGAUGAAACAAUAAAAGUGUACGUUCUUCACCUGGACUCAAUCUAUGGUCGAUAUCUGCGUAUCAACCCGCAAAGCUGGGAACAUGACAUAUGUCUACGUACCGAGAUAUAUGGUUGCCCUUAUGACGUGAACAAAAGUAAGUAA
Messenger RNA from Porites evermanni, 1636 nucleotides. The record is from the annotation of a GenBank genome assembly. NCBI's taxonomy places the organism in Eukaryota, Metazoa, Cnidaria, Anthozoa, Scleractinia, Poritidae.